GGUACUUGCCAAGUAUUAUGACCAGUAAAUGUAUUCAUUUGCUCUUUAUUUUACGAAUAAAUUAAAAACAUCUGUUAAACAUUCUCAAACGAAUUAGCAUUCAAAACAAAAACCGCGCAAUUCAUUUACUUUUUACACCCAUUCAUCACUCCAUUUCUUUUAUCCGCAAUUUCAUACUUUUUAACACUCCAGAGAUUCAGCUGGAAGCCAGGUCCUUCAUUAUGUUUGUAAAUCUGCUGAAGUCAUUUAUCUUUAUUAUAAGUGUCGCGUCUGAGUCGUUAAUCUUUGUAUCAUCGAGGGUACACUGAUCGACGCAAGUGGAAGGAAAUUUAGGUAAAGUGGCUCUUAUGUCGUUGGAUUAAGUAGCUGUACAGUACUGAUUAAUUUUGUGAUAAAGUGAUAAGGUGAUAACUCUUGAGACUUGACACUAGAUUAUAGCUUGACCGUAAAACUAUGUAAAACCAUCAAAGUAUAGUCCGGUACAACAACUGUGGUCCACACAAAUACCUACGUAACUAAUUAGUAUUAUAUUGUAGAGUACUUUUUGCAUUUGUCAGAGGUUUUUCUUCUAUUUCCAUAAACACACACGGCUCUCACACUAUAAUUUGCUCGCUUUGUGUAAGCUUCGUAUUAUAUUAUUCGUAUUAGUUAGUCAAGAACGAUUGGACCGGUGUUUCGAAUGGUCACAAGUUUGAGUCUUAACCCCCUUAAAAGCAAAAAGUGACAGGCCGUGUAGCCAACGUGCCAAUUGCUAAUGCUCCGUAGCGAUCGAAACGCAACUGUCACUGUCGCACUAAUAUGGAAGAGUGAUAGAGAGACACAAAGCGUUUCGUUGUCGAAGCGAUAGCGAUUGUCACCUUUGCUAGGCCGACUGUUUCGAACAACUGACAGGCUGAUAUCGUCCGGCGAACUGGUAAUCAGUGGGCCCCCUUACUUGCUCGAGCAGUGAUUUUUUUCACUUUCCUUUUAAUUUUGAAAUACUUUGCUAAUUCAAUCGGAUUAAAUCUCCCUUUCUUGGAGUUAAAAACAAAAACAUAUACCUUACGUAACGUAUGUACCUCGUCUUGGAAAGUCGGUAGGAACACGUAGCUGCCAGGGGACCGUUAAAGACCCGCAUGCCAAGAACGUGUAAUGUGACUCCGGGGACGCGCUCGCUUACAAAUCGAUUCUUUAUCGUUACCCAAGAGUCAGGAUUAAGAUUGUGCUGUGGAUUGUGGGAAGACGAGGUAUCUUCUAUAUAAGUAGUCUGUGAUAAGUUUUGCGAAACGUUACUGCUGCAGAAGUGACGACGCAGCGCCACUGGCAGUUUUCUUCAUAAAGGUACCAAUCGGAUUCAAACUACACCAGAAAUGUCAAAAAUCCGGGCAGCAAAACCAGUUUUGACAUAUUAUUUAUCUUUUAUCAAUCGUUUUUUUUCAGACAUCGCCGAUAAAGCAACAUGCGAUUAAACAUCCCACCAUGACAAACAUAUCGAUCGUGUCAGCGUGACAAACGACGCCAUUUAUCGCGCGAUUCAAUGACAAACAGAUUAUUUGGUACGGAGACGUGGAAAAAAAAAUUAUAUGCGCCCUUCUGACAUGUUCGGAGAGAACAGCCUAACUUAAUAUGUCGUUUUUGGGAAAUAUGGACUUUAAAGUAAAUGGCACUUACGACAUUACCCAUUGGUAAAAAAAUUGAUAAGCGGCAAUUUUUGUACGUUACGUUAGUUUAGUACCUACCGAAUAGGGAAUAUACGUCAAAACGCAAAUAGAACAUAAAAUGUAACCAGACAAUACACUUCCAUAAGGACCAAAGGCACAUAAGUUUUUUAGCUAUAACACUGAUCUUUCAACCGAAAUUCAUCUCAUAAGUCAUAAGCGCCAAGUGCAUUAAAGUCGUUUUUUCUUUGGAAUGUUUUGAGUGAGUGUUUUGGCGCUUACGACGUUUUAAACAGCGGGAAGUCUUUAUUGAUGACAGUAAUGUAUGAGAGAAGUUGGGGGCUUGUAAUUUGGCAGCUUUGGACGUAUUUUCACUUAACUUUUGUUUACCUUUUCCGCGGUUUUUGUAGUAAUGUGUUUUUGUCCGAAUCCGGAAAUUUGGAGGGUUGUGUGUUGUUGUGUAGGUCGUUUGAGGUUAUUGCCUCUUAGCUUGAUUAAGGUGAGAUAUGCCCAGGACCAAUGGCCAUUUAAGUACAUUUGAUUUUAUAUCGCUGUCAUGAUCGUAGUAUCAGUAAUUGACGUACGGUACUACUCGUAGUGUUUACUUACCUAAGAUUCUAAAGAUUUUUUUUUAUAAGUACAUAUUUUUUAAUGUUUGACGAUCCUUUUGUGAAACUCUUAGUGUUAAAUUUGAUCUGUAUAAUAAUCCAAUGUUAUUAUGGAAUAAUAUUAUUAUCAAAAAAUUGCUCUAAAAAUUUCAUUAAUAAUUAGAUUAAGAUUAAUUACGAUUCAUAAGAGCUUGUUGCUAGGCCUAUAUGAAUAAAGUAUAUUUUGAAUUUGAAUUUGAAAAUAGAAUUUUAAAGAAUUUAGCAUACCUACAGUAGAAAUGUAUUUAAGCUACAAAUGUGUAAAUAUAAAUAAUAAUAUCGACUACAAUUUUAUUACUAUACAGUAGUUUGUAAUUGCCAUAAUGUAAAAUUAAAACCAUUGUUGCUUGGUUUAAAAAUGACUUUGUUAGGCAUACUCUUAUCUAAGAGGAAAACUUUGAUUUAUUUAUGCAUAGCAACCAACCAAUGGUGGACCGCGCUAUACACGUUUCAUAUUUUGGUUAAAGGAGGUAUACAGUGUGGAAAGAUAAGUCAGGCCCUGGAGGGAAACUACCUUAAAUCCUUAAGCUGGCUCAUUUUACUUAAAGGAGACAUUCCUUUAUUUUUAAAAAGAAACAAAACUGCAUUGUUGUUCUUAACUUUGACUCAUUACAUCCAAAUGCCAACAGGACAAACCACAUUAAAAUUACUCAAUACCUUUACGAAUUAAUCAUGAAAUUUUCCCGUAAUACUAUUCUUGGAUCAGUCGGGUUAAAUGCAUUAAAAUGGAAGGUCGUCUGUUGUUGGUGGUGGUUUUCCUGCAGGGAGUUCUGUGUCAACGUGUGUGUGAAUGGAAAACAUGCCGCGAGUGUAUAAGGGAUCCUAAUUUGUGUAUGUGGUGCGCUGCUCAGAAUUUCAACGGAACGGGCCAAUGCAAGCCAGUGACUCAAAUGGAUGAUAAUUGGUGUUCACCAGAACACUUACAAAAUCCUCUAAGCAACAUAACAAUCGGUGAUUCAAAAGAUUUCAGCUCCGAAGUCGGUCAUAUGGUUCAACUCAAACCUCAGAGUUACAAUUUAAAGCUUAGAGUGGGACAGGAACAGACCUUCUCGUUCUCAUACAAAGCGUCUGUAAAUUUCCCAGUAGACCUGUACUUUCUCUUUGAUGCUUCUAAUUCUAUGACAAGAAUGAAGGAUGACUUGGUCAAUCAGACGUAUAACAUUUUCGAAAGUAUAAGCAAUAAGACUAAAGAUGUUUAUAUGGGGUUAGGUACAUUUAUUGAUAAAAACUUGAUACCUUUUAAUAACAAAAUCUCAGCCAACCAAACAUAUUCUUUCAAGCACGAGCUAAAAUUAACGAAUAACAUAACAUUAUUUAAUAAUAAACUUAGCCAUUUAAAAUUCGGAGCUAACGCCGAUGACCCAGAGAGUGGACUAGAAGGCAUAGCACAGGCUGUCGCAUGCAAACAUAUAACUGGAUGGCGAAAGCAAUCUAGAAAGAUCCUAGUAUUGAUGACAGACCAAGCCUAUCACGCAGCAGGUGAUGGUAAAGCAGCAGGUAUUAUAAGACCUUAUGAUGGGGGAUGUUAUUUGGAUAAAAAUGGAUACUACACUAAAGAAAAAGAGAUGGAUUAUCCUUCAGUAAGAAUCAUUAAUUAUAUGGUGACGAAGGAAGAGAUAAAGAUAUUGUUUGUGUCGGGUUUUUCGGAUCAGACUGUGUAUAAUAUAUUGGCGACAGCCAUAACCGAGUCGGAGGCGAUGAGCUACCAACCUAAAGCUAUUACUAGUAUGUUGGACGAGACUUAUGAGAAAAUAUCCCAACAAAUAAAGUUAAAACUGAAUUUGACAGAUGAAGACAGAAAACAUUUUGAAAUAACUUUCGAUCCAAACUGCGACUAUGACAAUUGCAAAGUGACACCCGGCCAAGAGAUGAACUUUACAGGAAAAAUUCUACUCCAGCAGUACUUUAACAAAGAUCAACUGUAUAUCAAGAUCAACCCCAUUGGUUUGAAUGAUGAAAUAGUUCUGAAUGUGACUGUGCUAUCGGAUUGCGGAUGUUCUCAAUAUGCAGAGAUAAAUUCAACAAGAUGUCAUAACAUUGGUAACUGGAGCUGUGGUGUUUGUGAAUGCCCUGAUGCCAAAUUCGGACCAGAUUGCGGCUGCACUGGUAAUUCCUCAACGUGCUCCCCUCCCGAUUCGGAUCAGAUCUGCAGCGGGCACGGCACUUGCAAUCCUUGCGGCAUUUGCAAAUGCGCGGAGGGGUACGAAGGCAAAUACUGUGAGUACCAGAACAACAACUGCCUCCGCAACAACGCUGGUAAUCUCUGCUCGGGCCAUGGCACAUGUCUUGAUGGCAAAUGUACGUGCAUUGGCGAAUGGACCGGACCUGCCUGCGAUUGUACAACUUCAAAGACAACUUGCAUUAGUGAUGGAAUGGAAUGCAACAACAGGGGCCACUGCGUCUGCGGUAUUUGCGCCUGCGACCCUCCAGCCAAAUGGGACGCUCGCACCUAUGACAGCUAUGACUUCUGCAAACAGACCCAAUGCGACGACUGCCAUAGCAAACAGUGCAGGCACCUCAUACCUUGCAUAAAUUGCUUGAACGAAGGCGGAUCAUGCCAACAUGUCUGUGGAGACACAUUAUUUGUGCAAGACACUGAAUUCGUUGAUAUGAAUGGUGUAAAUACUACGUGGCAGAAUUGUACUCAUAUUCAAGUUAAUUUUGGAUGCUAUUCAGACUUUAAAUAUGUUUAUAAUGAUAAUAAUACCAUGACACUUGUGGUAUUGGACACGAGUUGUGCGCAGAGUCAAAUGUAUAUUGGCGUGAUAUCUGUAAUAAUAUUGGUAGCUAUUGGCAUUGCAACACUGCUGGCUUGGAAACUGCUGACCAACGCCAGGGAUCGAAGAGAGUACGAAGCAUUUCUUAAGUCUUCACAGGAAGGUGAUAGUUUACGCAUCAACCCGACAUACACCGCACCGACCACAACUUACAUGAACCCUGCUUUCGAGAACAGCACAGAACAGCGGACAGAAUAAUCCCGAUACAAUCAGAAACAAGUUGGAAUGUACUUGUUGUAGUGCAUAAUUAUCUACCAUCGUAUUUUUACAGAAACGUACGAAAGUGUCUAAUUCAGUCUCGGUACAAAAAGCUACUGAGCUUGACUGAACUGGUAUGUUUAAUAUGAACGUUUCCGAGUAAGUACGAUCGAAAACAAUUAUGCACCAUAACUGCAUUGCAGUUUAUUAUUCUUUUUAUCGUUAAUCAGAAAAAGUAUAACUUAAA
Messenger RNA from Cydia fagiglandana, 5506 nucleotides. Its product is annotated as integrin beta pat-3-like. Gene Ontology annotation, molecular function: integrin binding. Gene Ontology annotation, cellular component: focal adhesion; cell surface; integrin complex. Gene Ontology annotation, biological process: cell-matrix adhesion; cell migration; integrin-mediated signaling pathway. Lineage: Eukaryota; Metazoa; Arthropoda; Insecta; Lepidoptera; Tortricidae. The coding region runs from base 3010 to 5259 and encodes 749 amino acids. The record is from RefSeq and is a predicted model, not a curated record. The transcript is spliced from 9 exons.